UGGAAGCAGAGGAGAGCAACAAGACAGGCGCACAGCUGGGGUGACCACAUCACGACGCAACACUGAAAAAAUGGCCAACCUGCUGAGAUCGUGGAUGAUGCUGGCAGCUCUCCUGCUCUGCCUCCUCGUGUGUCUGAGCAGCUUUGCGGACGCUUAUCCUCCUAAACCGGAGAGUCCGGGAAACAACGCGUCUCCAGAGGACUGGGCCAAAUACCACGCAGCUGUCAGACACUAUGUCAACCUCAUCACCAGACAGAGGUACGGAAAGAGGUCGACCCCUGAGCAGGCGAUGGCGUGGCUGCUCUUUGGAGGUGAUUCAAACCAGGAGACUGAACCAAGCUCAGACUACAGCGACCAGUGGUAAAUGAGCCCAGUCCAACCAAGCUGCCAUCCCUCGCUUUGAUCACAACUCAAAAAACGCCAAGUCUGUGGAAAACUCCUGCCCUAGAAUUUGUGAAACUCCAUAUUUGAUUAUUUAAUGUGCAUGCAAAUUUGUCCUCUCUGUUUGUCUUCCUCUCAGUAAACCUGU
This is a messenger RNA of Cheilinus undulatus (humphead wrasse), 529 nucleotides long. RefSeq names its product peptide YYb (gene pyyb). The transcript is spliced from 4 exons. The coding region runs from base 71 to 364 and encodes 97 amino acids. Gene Ontology annotation, cellular component: extracellular region. The record is from RefSeq and is a predicted model, not a curated record. Gene Ontology annotation, molecular function: neuropeptide hormone activity; neuropeptide Y receptor binding. NCBI's taxonomy places the organism in Eukaryota, Metazoa, Chordata, Actinopteri, Labriformes, Labridae. Gene Ontology annotation, biological process: feeding behavior; neuropeptide signaling pathway.